CCGCCGCUCUGCCAAAAAGUGAAACCAAAUCCGAGCAGCAGGUCACACAGCCCAGUUAUUUUAAAACCACUACGACAGGACCAUGGAAGUACGUGGUACGGGCGGUUUAUAGAAACAGCCGUCGCCCCCACAGAAACAGAGUGAAACAAUGAGGGAGCGCCACGGUACUCGUUUAACGUGUAUUGUUAUUGUUGUUCGGCCGCUCGUGCGUCUCCAAUGUCUCUUCCCGUAGUCCUGCCUGGGUCUUGUUGUCGUUUAUCGGGGGCUGCUUUGGCCCAUCAGCUCGCAGACGCACCUUACAGAACUCGCAGCCGUUGUGUGUCUGCUCUUUCGUCCCGCAUGUCUGGACCUCAGACCCGACUUAGUCCGGCGGUGCUGCCCGCUCGCCCUCUGCUCUCCCUCGGCUUGCUGCAGUUGGUUCUCGGCUGCUCCAUGGUGGCGCUCUCUUUCGGGGCUCUGUCCCUUAGCAACUCGCCCCCUAUUAGAAACUCCUGUCCGUUUUGGGCCGGAUCUUCUGUCAUCCUAUCUGGGAUUAUAGGACUAACCACAUGGAAAAGGCCAAUGCUUCUGCUGGUAAAUCUGUUUGUGUUGCUGUCAGUGGUAUGUAUCCUGCUAAACUUGGCCGGGUUCAUCCUCUGCUGUCAGGGGGUUCAGCUGGUCUCCAGUACCAUUAACUGCCAGCUGAGUGAGCAGGGGGAUCUCUGUUACUGUUGUUCAGAGACUCCAAGUGCUCAGUGCCAGGAGGAGAAACUGAUAAAGAUCUACGCAGGUCACGCAUGUGGUACAAUGAGAAUCCUGCUCAAAAAAGUGCUCUUUGCAUUGUGUGCAUUGAAUGCUUUGGCAACAGCUGUGUGUCUGGUUGCUGCUGCGCUCAGGUAUAUGCAGAUCUUCUCAACCAGACGACCAUGCAUGGAAGAGGCCAGACCUGUUCCAGAGGAAGUGGAGGAGCAGACUCAUCUUCCAGACCCUGACGAAUUUGUUGCUCCUGCACCCCCUCCUUCAUACUUCUCUACCUUCUACUCUUAUACUCCUCACCUGGCUCGCAGGAUGUUUGGUGACAAUAUUCCUCUUCCUCAUAUAUAUGGUGCAAGGAUUAAAGGCGUGGAGGUCUUUUGUCCUCUAGAACCUCCUCCACCUUAUGAAGCUGUUGCAUCACAACCAGCAUCUCAGGCCCAAAGUACUGAGGUGCAAAUGACUGAUCUGACUGAGGUCAUCACAGAAAGCGCAGAGAUGGAGACGCACAACGAUGACAGGUGCCAUCAGAUGGCCACAUUGAGCCCCACUCCACCUACUCGGUCUACACAGACUUACACUGCAGUCUUGUCCAGCAGAAAUUCUCACAGACAACACCUCCGCCGGUCCAACAGUGACCCUGUCCUGUUGGAUCUCACCGCCAAGGUAAUGAGUUGUGAAGCAGCCACACAGACAGAGUUAGGCCCUGGUCCAGCUUCUGCCACACGAUCACUGACUGGAACAGAGAAUGGGUCUGUCACACUACGACAGGGCUGUGGUAAGCGAAAGCCUCGCCCCAACUCUUUGGUGGACUACCAGAGCUACAGAGACACGAAACUCCUUGUGGCUCGUUUUCUGGAGCAGUCGUCCUGCAGCCUGACACCAGAGGUACAGGAGCUGGUCAACAGCAUUAAAACUGUCCUGCGAUCAGAUGAGGAACACAUGGAGGAGGCCGUUCGCUGUGCCAGCUUCAUUGACCAGGCCAUCACUGUUUCAGAGGUGUCAUCGGCUCAGUCCUCUCUCUGCAGGCAGACACAGAUGGAGCUCUCCUCAAAGACGCUGCCACUACGCAAACGUCCCGGCAUCCUUCACCUGCGCAGCUGUGGGGACCUCAGCUCCUUCACCUGGGUGCAGACUAGCUCUCGUUUGCGGACUCACUCCAGGAUGGCUUCUCGGGCAGGAUCCCGCCUGGAGCAGGAGCGGCCACACAGCCUUAUAGGAGUCUUCAGAGAAACCGUCCUCUAACAGACUGCAUACGAGUGCAAACUGAGGAGGUAGACUGUGAAGGGUAGCUAAUACUUACACAUGACAGACGCCAAGCCAAGAGUUCAGAUUUCACUUUAUUUUUAAAAUGGCUUUUUUUUUUAUUUGCUGUUUCAAUUCCAGCUGUUGGGAUUUGCUAUAGAUUUUUUUCAGUGUCCAAAACACUGGAAUAAUUAAAAACAAACAAAAAAGUAUUUAACAGAUUUUCAUGUUCCUUGUUUAAAAUUGAUUUAAUUUGAAACUAUUUGAUUUAAUUGACCAAAAAUACAACAUGAAUAAAAACUGUUUAAAAAUGUAUAUUCAAAUCCAUAUAUAUUUUUGUUUGAUUAUUGAAUAUGUGAAAUUGUUCAUUGUUGCGUAAUAAGCUUAUUAUGAGGGACGUGGAGGAAGAAUCUGAAACAUUUUAUUUGACCAAUCUGAGGACUAUAAAUAUUUCUCCCAGUAUGUUCCUCAGAAAUAUAUCAUGCAUUAUUACAAAAAUUGAGGGAAGUCUAU
This is a messenger RNA of Danio aesculapii, 2490 nucleotides long. It is a transcript of the gene entrep1, whose product is annotated as family with sequence similarity 189 member A2. Gene Ontology annotation, cellular component: membrane. The coding region runs from base 217 to 1977 and encodes 586 amino acids. The transcript is spliced from 11 exons. Lineage: Eukaryota; Metazoa; Chordata; Actinopteri; Cypriniformes; Danionidae. The record is from RefSeq and is a predicted model, not a curated record.